Molecule: messenger RNA, 513 nt
Organism: Artibeus jamaicensis (Jamaican fruit-eating bat)
Lineage: Eukaryota; Metazoa; Chordata; Mammalia; Chiroptera; Phyllostomidae
Product: WAP four-disulfide core domain protein 10A-like
Exons: 2
Coding region: 139-387 (82 amino acids)
Source: RefSeq, a predicted model, not a curated record
CCAGCCCUUCUUGCCCUGCCCUGGCCUGGCCAGUGGAGGCAGGGAGGAGCCCAGGACACCCUUCCCUUCCUUUCCUCCUCACACCAGCUCUCCGGGAAAGUCUGUGCCAGACUCAGAGCUCACUGCUCUGGCUGAGUCAUGGCAUCCCAGGCUCUGCUGCCCACCCUGCUGCUCUGUGUGCUGCUGCUGCAAGCCCAGGGAGGGCCACAUCGUCGUCGGAACAGGAUGCAGAUUUCAGAUACACAGCCAUCCACAGAAAUCAAGGAGUGUGAGAAGAGAAUCCAGGUACAUUUGUGCAGACGCCCCUGUAAACAUCAAGGAGAAUGUCAAGCAAAUAACAUAUGCUGUCUGAGCUUCUGUGGAAGCAUUUGCAUGAACGUGCUCUGAGCGGGAGUGGGCUGGGCUGUGCUCGGUGCACCUCUAGCCCUCCACUGAAGACUGAACCAAAAGAACAAGGACCUCAGGUCCCAGGCACAGGGCUCUCAGCAGCAGUGCCAUUCUCGCCCCUGUGUG